AUGGAGCGGGGCGGGGCCUCGGGUUGGUCGGAGACAUCCGCUUCCGGGGCUGCGGCCAUUGCUCUUCCCGGCUCGACAGGCUCGCCGUGCCGUGCCCGGGACCAGUCCCCAAGUUGUUCGGGCCCUGAGCCGCAGCCGCCCUCGCCCCGCCGCCGGACGCCCUCGCCCCGCCGCCGGACGCCCUCGCCCCGCUGCCGGACGCCUCAGCCAGCCAUGCUGGAGCACCUGAGCUCGCUGCCCAUGCAGAUGGAUUACAAGGGCCAGAAGCUAGCUGAACAGAUGUUUCAGGGAAUUAUUCUUUUUUCAGCAAUAGUUGGAUUUAUCUACGGGUACGUGACUGAACAGUUCGGAUGGACUGUCUAUAUAGUUAUGGCUGGAUUUGUGUUUUCGUGUUUGCUGACACUUCCUCCAUGGCCCAUUUAUCGCCGGCACCCCCUCAAGUGGUUACCAGUUCAAGAUUCAGGCACAGAAGACAAGAAACCAGGGGAAAGGAAAGUUAAAAGGCAUGCUAAAAAUAAUUGA
Pipistrellus nathusii (Nathusius's pipistrelle) is the source of this 522-nucleotide messenger RNA. The record is from the annotation of a GenBank genome assembly. Lineage: Eukaryota; Metazoa; Chordata; Mammalia; Chiroptera; Vespertilionidae.